CGUACGUAUCCAGCGGGUCCAGUUACCAAACUCUACGUGCGGAGGAGCCUUUAGUUUUGGACCAUGCAAACACAUCGAUCUCGAGCUAUAAAUACCACAGCUCAUGAAUUUCACACCACCACGGACACAACACAAACCAACCAAGUAUACCUGAACUGAGCUAGGCAAGCAUCUCGAAGAUGGCUACCACCAAGCAUUUGGCCAUUGCCGUUCUUGUCCUCCUUAGCAUAGGCACGAGCACAAGCGCUCGAAUCCUCCUGGGUUACGGUCCUGGCGGAGGAGGCGGUGGCGGUGGCAGCGGCGGGGGUGGUGGUAGUGGCUAUGGUGGAUCAGGGUCUGGUUCUGGGUAUGGCGAAGGUGGUGGAAGUGGAGGAGGUAUUAGUGGUGGUGGAUACGGCCAUGGAGGUGGCGGUGGAGGCGGGGGUGGUGAGGGCGGAGGCGCCGGUUCUGGGUACGGAUCUGGGGAGGGAUCCGGCUACGGGGGCGGCGCCGGUGGGUACGGUGGCGGCAGUGGCGGAGGAGGUGGUGGCGGCCAAGGUGGCGGUGGUGCAGGCUAUGGGCAUGGGUCCGGUGAGGGUUCUGGCUAUGGCGGUGGUGCUAGUGGAGGCGGUGGCGGUCACGGAGGUGGUGGCGGUGGCGGCCAAGGUGGUGGGUCUGGCGGGGGCUCAGGCUACGGCUCCGGGUCUGGCAGUGGGUAUGGCCAGGGUGGCGCAUAUGGUGGAGGGUAUGGAAGCGGCGGCGGCGGUGGCGGAGGAGGUGGCCAAGGUGGAGGCUCUGGCUAUGGUUCCGGGUCUGGCUCUGGAUACGGUUACGGUUCCGGCGGUGGUUUCGGAAAUGGACACCACUGAUGCCACUUCCAUGGAAAGCUCAAGUGUUCGAGAGAAUAUAGUAAAAUCUCUUCCGUGAGUGACAGUGAUGGGUUUGUUCGUCACUGAUAUAUAUAUAUAUAUACUUACUGAAGGUGCAAGUUUCAGUAUAUGUAAUUAAUAUUGUACUGUGGUGGCAGUUGCUGCUUCACCUAUUUGACCAAGUCCAGUAAAUAAGCGAUCUUUACAAAGAGAUCAUACUCUUGUAUCCAUUAAUUUCUACAACCCCAAUGAUUAUAUACAGUUCAUGAUGGA
Hordeum vulgare subsp. vulgare (domesticated barley) is the source of this 1121-nucleotide messenger RNA. RefSeq names its product glycine-rich cell wall structural protein 2-like. The coding region runs from base 180 to 848 and encodes 222 amino acids. The transcript has a single exon. Lineage: Eukaryota; Viridiplantae; Streptophyta; Magnoliopsida; Poales; Poaceae. The record is from RefSeq and is a predicted model, not a curated record.